Molecule: messenger RNA, 1188 nt
Organism: Momordica charantia (bitter melon)
Lineage: Eukaryota; Viridiplantae; Streptophyta; Magnoliopsida; Cucurbitales; Cucurbitaceae
Source: RefSeq, a predicted model, not a curated record
AAAACGGAACCGAAUUGUUGUAGGGUCUUUAUAUAUAUAUCGAAAUUACAAAAGAAAUUAGAUCUUUCUCAAAAAAAAAAAAAGUAGGGAGGGGAUUUGCCAUUUUUAUAGGCCCUUCCGUGAUUUCUGUGGGAUGCUAAAACUGAAAGGUAAAUGUAUUGGUUCAACUUUAAAGCUUAAACCAACAGAAAAAUUAGUAAAUAUGAAUUGGAAAAUUUAUAUUUACUAAUUGGGCGAGUCAAUGUCCUACUUCCAAGCUCCCCUAAAAACUAAACAAACCCAAUUUCCCAAAAUUUCUCUCUCUAAAAUUAAAUCAGAAAACGAACCCAGAAAUGAGAAUCCCCAGUCUCCUCAACUACGCAACAGAUCCAUAAGCCAAUUACCCGUCUCCGAAUUAAAUUUCGGUUUCGAGGAAUGGGAAUGGCCCUCUGAAUCCGAAUUCGGAUCGCCAUGGACACCAUUUCGGAAUCCCACAAGCUCCAGAACAUACCUUCUUUCAAGCUGUCCCGGUACUCCUCCGGCGCACGCGACUCCGACGCCGGCGACGACCUCCGCUACAUCAGCCUCAAAGACAUCCUCCUGAACUCCCCCUCCUACAGCGGCGUCAACGACUUCAACGACUUCAAUUCCUCCAACAUCUCCAUACGGAAUGAGCUCGUCAAGCGCGCCGCCUCCGCCUACCUCCAAUCGGCGGCCAUCCUCGUCAGCCGCAACGAAAGCUGCUUCGUCAGCUUCUGGGAACGCCUCCGGAACAAACUCGCCGCCCUCCGCUCCCGCUGUAAAGUGGAGGGGGACAUACGAGUACGCGAAGGGAAGAGAGUUGAGACGGAGACGAAUCCAAGCCAACGAGGUUACAAAAGGUACGAACGAGUUGGAUAACCAGUUGACGGUUACUUUUCUAGUUAUUCCCGCUCCAGUGGAGAUUGCUUGCUUUCUCGAUGGGAAUUGGUAAUACUUGGUCUUGGUCUUUGAUGAGGAAGUGGUGGCAGGGCAAAGAAUGGGUGGAGAUUAGGAUAUAGUCAGGAUAUUCCACUGUCUCGGUAAACCCAUUUCUAGUUCUUUUUAAAAAGGGGCUUUGCAUUCAAGACAGUUGAUUCAAUAAAGUUCGAAGUUACUAUUGUCGAUGCUCUAUCAUGUAUGUUUUAAUUUCAGACGUGAAUCAUUUGCCCCUUUUUUCUUUUGUAUAAA